Sclerotinia trifoliorum is the source of this 1374-nucleotide messenger RNA. Lineage: Eukaryota; Fungi; Ascomycota; Leotiomycetes; Helotiales; Sclerotiniaceae. The record is from the annotation of a GenBank genome assembly.
CCAACUAAAUCACUAAAUUAACUUUGCGACUAAUCUCUCAAAAAAGAAUAAAUAUGCAGUGUUGUCGAUCUAUUCGUUUUUUUUUCAGAGGUUUUGUAUCCGCAGAAAAUAAAUAACAGAAGUUCGACGAAUUUUUCUUAUCAAAAUGGCCUCAACGACACCCCCGAGACACGUGCGAGUUGCAGUGACACAAUUUGAACCUGUUUGGCUCGAGUUACAAAAAACCGUUGACAAAACUUGCGUUCUCAUCAAAGAGGCAUCUGCCAAUGGUGCACAGCUGGUCUCAUUCCCCGAAUGUUGGAUCCCCGGGUAUCCUUCAUGGAUAUGGUAGCAUUUUCUCUCAUCCUCUAUUCCCAAGCUCCACUAACGAUUAUCAUCUCUUCAAGGACUCGAAGUGUCGAUUUCGAUCUCUCCACUACCUAUAUCAAGAAUUCACUGCGCGUUGAUUCACCCGAAAUGAAGCACAUCUGUACAGCAGCAAAGGAAUUCAAUAUCUCAGUCGUAUUAGGUUUUAGCGAGAACUUCAACCAUAGUCUUUAUAUCUCUCAAGCAAUCAUCGAUCAAGAAGGUAUUAUACAAAUAUUGCGUCGAAAGCUCAAGGCUACACAUAUGGAAAGGACCGUAUUUGGCGAAGCAUCCGGUUCAUCCUUGAAAAACGUUGUUGAGCUUCCGGGACUGGGUCGUGUAGGCGCUUUGGCUUGCUGGGAACAUGCAUUACCUCUACUUAAAUAUCAUACUUAUAAUCAGAACGAAAGUAUUCACGUGGCGCAAUGGCCACCUGUUCCCGAGCAUACGGGAGGACAGGGUCUUUGGUCUAUGUCUAGAGAUGGUAGGUCUACCCACACACACAUACCCCAAUAGAUGUAAUCGCGCUAACGGAAUAUCCUAGGGAGUAGAGCACUCUCGCAAUCAUAUGCUAUGGAGUCGCAAUCAUUCGUUCUACAUACUACCGCAGUAUUAAGUCAGGAAGGUAUCGAUAAAAUGAACACGGGAGGAGGUCUCGUGAUGAAUGUACCCGGUGGAGGUACAUCUGCUAUUUUCGGACCCGACGGUAGGAAAUUGUCUGAAGAUUUACCGGAGACGGUAGAGGGAUUCAUCUAUGCCGAUCUGGAUCUGGAUGAUAUUAUUAGGUGUAAGGGUUUCUUGGAUGUUUGUGGUCAUUAUAGUAGACCGGAUUUGUUGUGGUUAUGUGUGGAUGAGAGGGAGAGGGUUCCGGUGGGUGGGGUGAAGAUUGGUUGAUUGAAUGUGCUAAAAUGGCUCUUCUAAUCUGUGUGUCAUUUAUCGUAUUAUAAAUUUAUAAAAAACUCUAUAUAUAAGCCGCAAAAAUUAUGCAUACCUAUCCGCUAUACCAGAGCUAUGAUGGCGAGUCUCAGG